CCAGCCAUGUCCGACACAAAAGCCACGUCUCCGGCACCGGCCGACGCCGAGAAGCCGCGCGCCGCCGCCGCGGCCGCCGAGGACAAGAUUGCCAAGCAGGUCGAUGAGGAGGAGGAGGCCAUCGCCGACGACGACAACGUCGGCGCCGACGACGAUGAGGACGAGAGCGACGGCAGCUUCCAGGAGGACGAGGACGAGGAGGAUGUCGACCCUGACGCGGCCUCGGAGGAGGAGGACGACGAUGAGGAGGAGGAGGCUGCCGACUCGGAGGAGGAGGAGGACGAGGCAGAGAUCAAGGCGCAGGGCACGAAGCGCAAGGCGGCCGACGAGGGCAAGGCGGGCAGCAAGAGCGCCAAGACGGACGCUGCGGAGGAGGAGGAGGACGAGGAGGAGGACGAGGAGGAUGACGAGGAGUAGGCGAUGCGCACUCGCUAGCCCUUUCCCUGCUUCCUUCGCUCGCUCCACUGCACUGCAUCCCACGCCUCCUAUCUCUCUGACUCCAAGCAUAUCCACAAGCCUCCAGCUGUAUCCCUCCUUACUCUAAGCUUCCCUCCGCUCUCUGCUUCGCAAAGCUUUACUGCAUCUCUCUUUGAAGCGCGUGUAUGAUUGCGUGCGGACGCCUCCUGGAUGACGUGUGUAAAUGAGAGGUGCUGUACAGAUGUGGGGAACUGA
Messenger RNA from Tilletiopsis washingtonensis, 672 nucleotides. RefSeq lists its product as hypothetical. Bases 7 to 417 code for a protein of 136 amino acids. NCBI's taxonomy places the organism in Eukaryota, Fungi, Basidiomycota, Exobasidiomycetes, Entylomatales. The transcript has 2 exons. The record is from RefSeq and is a predicted model, not a curated record.